AUGUCCCAAGCUAAUUCAUUCCAAAGAAACGAUUGGGAGACCGAGUUUGAUGAGCUGAGGAACAUUCCUGAUGAAGUUUUGAGCGUGUACGAGGUGUAUGUGAAAGGCGACAGUCCGCAAGAUGAAAGGAGUAAUAUCUCGAGUGUGUCUGGCGUGUCGAGUGGAAGUGAUCAAUCGUUAGUUCAGGAAUUAGACACCGGCGAUAAAAAUGUUAUAAAAAUAUUCGGGAAGAAACUAGAUCCGCAGCCGUCUAAGAACAAGAUCCAAUCUGAAGAAAAUAUAGUAGAGUCUGUUGCUGUACCGCAAAUUUCGGCAAACGACUCUUCGACAUCGCGUCUGAUUGAUAAGGAUGAUCCACGAUCGCGGCUUCAUUUUGUAAAGUAUCUAAAACGGGAGGGCAAGACUCUUAAAAUAUGGGAGUGCGGCACCAAAGAAUUUCGGCACCAGUACACACUGAUGAGACACUUGCCGACUCAUACUGACGAGCGUAACUUCAAGUGCGAGGCUUGUGGAAAAGCUUUUCGUCAACUUUCCACUCUCAGCCAACACAAGGCUAUUCACAGCGACGCUAGACCUUAUGUAUGUGAUUUUUGUAAGAAAACUUUCAACAGGGUUUCCACGUUGAUAUCCCACAGAAAAACUCAUUCUGAGAAUAAACCGCACAAGUGUAAUGUUUGCGGCAAGGGAUUUCAUCAAAAAGGUAACCUGAGAAAUCACGUAUUUACGCACACAAACGAACGGCCUUACAAAUGUGAGCUGUGUAACAAGGGCUUCAACCAGAUGUCCAAUCUAGUCUGUCAUAAAGUUAAAUCGCACGCCCACGUCGAAAAAAUGCAAUACUCGUGCGGUAUCUGCGGGAAGGAGUUCCCCAAACGGUUUGCUUUGCGCUCACAUGAAGAAGCUAAGCACGGAAUAAAAUAUCGCAAUCCAUCGGCUUCCCAAUCUCGCGUAACCCAAUCCAAGAAGAACAUACGGAUCGUUGAACUUCCUAAUGAUAAUGAUAAUGAUAAUGAUAAUAACAACGAUUUUCUUGAGACCGGGGACAGUCUGACGGAAAAUGAUAAGGGCAAGAAGCUCACUGAGGGCAUUGACAAUAUUUUACUCGAUAAAAUAGAGACCAAGGCCAUGGAGAACACUAUUCUGAUGGGACAGAUGCCGUUUGCUUUGUACAAACCUGUCAAGGGGAUUCCUAACAAGUCAGUCCAAGUAAAAGUCCCGGUGGUAGCAACGGUAAUCCAAAUAAUCGAUGACUCAGGAAAUUCAACCUACAAAGUAGAGCCUCCUUCAGACUCGGAGCCAGAACCAGCACAAGGGGGAAUUCAAUUUGUCCGAGCGACCGAGGAUGGCCGGUAUGAAGUUAUGAGUAACAGCGAAGCACGCGACCUAAUGGAGCAGAAUUCGCACGACGUAACGAUACUGGAUGGCGCCGAGGCCGAGGCUAUUAACAUAUUCAACGCCAGGAACUCGUCCCAGGGUCAGAUUGCCGACGAUGCUAUCGAUAACCAGAUAAUGGUGCUGGACGCCGGAGCGCCCCAGAAGCCGAUGCUGGUGGAUGAUAUUGAAAUUCACGACGACAAGGACAUCAGGAUCCUCGACUCCAAGAGCUUCGCUGCAGAGAUGGCCUUCUUUGGAGGUAACAAAUUAAAUGAUUUUAUCUUCGGUAACAAGCCCAUGGGAUUCGACUCUGGAAUUUCUAUGAUCAACGCCGACGACGAUGUAAAUUCUCAGGAACUAUCAAACCUUUUAGAGCCAACGAUUAAUUCCCAUUCGACUUUCCCACUUCUGAGCAAAAGCGACUCGCUCUUUGAAACUUUGAACUACUUAAAGUCCAACCGGAUUGGGGACGAUUACGGGAUCUUAAACGUGGACACCUCUUGCAUGGAUUCGAUGGACACUUACGAGGACCUGAGCGACGCAAGUCUGCUCUCGAUGGCCCAGGACAUAAAAGUAGUGACCCCCCGACCCAAAGUGACAUUGCCUAGCUUCGCGGACAUGAAAGUCCUCGGACCAAAGUACCAAGAGUUCGAAGCCGCUAGCCAGAUGCAAGACAUCAAAAUCUUCGGCGGUUAUGACCCCUACCCCAAAAAUUUCAACGGCUACCGCUUGGACGCUUACGCAGCGCCACCUGUCUCGGUUCCUUAUGUUCCAAGUGUUCCUAUGACGUCAGAAGACUUGCGGAUACACGACACCUACAGCAGGAAGACAACAAGCUUCGACAACAAGCUACUGGACAAUAUUGACCUGCAAGAGGAAAUCUUUGUCAAGGUAGAGAACGAAAUGGUUCCCAUCAGCUCGAUGUGGGACGAGUAUGACGUCGACAUCAACGACUACUGGGCUAAUCAUUUUUAUCCUAUGACUGCUUAUGAUUAUUAA
Messenger RNA from Cotesia congregata, 2373 nucleotides. Lineage: Eukaryota; Metazoa; Arthropoda; Insecta; Hymenoptera; Braconidae. The record is from the annotation of a GenBank genome assembly.